Molecule: messenger RNA, 1107 nt
Organism: Carya illinoinensis
Lineage: Eukaryota; Viridiplantae; Streptophyta; Magnoliopsida; Fagales; Juglandaceae
Product: red chlorophyll catabolite reductase, chloroplastic-like
Exons: 2
Coding region: 32-1012 (326 amino acids)
Biological process (GO): chlorophyll catabolic process
Cellular component (GO): chloroplast
Molecular function (GO): red chlorophyll catabolite reductase activity
Source: RefSeq, a predicted model, not a curated record
GGAUUCAAGAUAAAGAUAUCAGCGAGUACUUAUGAACUGUGGAGUUGGAAACUUGGAACGAAUGGCUGUCAUCUUCCGCCGUGCACCACUCUCUACUCCUCUUCCUCUCCCCAUCUUUUCAUCCUCUUCAAACCCACUGAGGCCCCAAGUCUCCUUCUCUGCGUCCGCUGCGUCUGCUUGCAUGGAGGCGCACAACCAAGGGCGAACUAAAUUCAUGGAUUUCCCAUACGUUUCAGCCCCACACAGAGACCUGAUGCUUGAUCUCGUGUCCACAUUGGAGAACCGCCUUGGCUCGCAGCUGCUUCCUUGCACUCUGCCACCGGAUGUACAGUACUAUCAGAACCAGACAGGGACAGCCAGUGCUACGCUUCAUGUCAGAUCGGGCCACAAGCCCUCCCAGAUUGAUUUUAUAUUGGGUAGCUGGAUACACUCUGAGCUACCAACGGGAGGAGCAUUGAACAUAACAAGCCUCUCAGCCUACCUGAACUCUUCCACCGAUGCACCAAAUUUUCUAAUCGAGCUCAUCCAGGGCAGCCCGACGUCACUAGUUCUCAUCCUCGAUUUGCCUCCUCGGAAAGAACUCGUUCUCUACCCGGACUACAUUCAGACAUUCUACGAAGACACCCAACUAGAGACACGAAGACAGGUGCUCGAGAAAAUCCCCGAGGUUGUACCCUAUGUCUCUUCCUCCCUCUACAUCCGUUCUCUAGUCUCUCCCACUGCUAUAAUGGCCCGCAUCGACACCGGGGCAAGUGGACCAGGACGCAUGGAGGAGGUCGUAAAGAGUAGUAUAAAUCCCAUUGCGAAGGAGUUGCUGGAAAUCUGGUUGGAUCGCUGUGCUUGUGAGGAGAGAGAGGUAGCAGAGGUCGAGAGAGCUUAUUUGGAGAAAAGAGACGGGUUGGUCAAGAAAAAGACCAUUGAAAUUGAUCUGGGCAUGAGCCUGCCGAGGUUGUUUGGGCAGGAAGUAACAGACCGAAUACUGGAAUCCUUGCAGGAGUUUUUCACUGCAUAAGGAGCCAAUUGAUUUGGUCGGCGUAUUCAACUCCGGUCUAAGAUGUAAAAAGACAAUUGGAAUAAUAAUUUGGAAUAAUACUUUAGCCACGUAAA